This is a messenger RNA of Carya illinoinensis, 916 nucleotides long. RefSeq lists its product as uncharacterized. NCBI's taxonomy places the organism in Eukaryota, Viridiplantae, Streptophyta, Magnoliopsida, Fagales, Juglandaceae. Bases 101 to 754 code for a protein of 217 amino acids. The transcript has 3 exons. The record is from RefSeq and is a predicted model, not a curated record.
AAAAAUCCACCGCCAAUCUCUCUCUCUCUCUCUCUCUCUCUCUCUCCCCCCUUCAUUUGUUUGAACGGACCCCGCCCAGAAACCCCUCAGGUCGUCGUCAAUGGAAGAACCUAUACCUGCCCAGACCACACCGACUCAACUCUCAAACCCUCCAACUAUCGCCCAGUGCCCACCUCCAAAACCUCCUGCUCCCACUCCUCUGCCUCCGAAGAGCAAGAAGAGACCGCUUGACACAAGUAUUCAUAUCCAGAACCCUAACUACUUUCAGAUGCGUGUCGUUAUUAAAGAGCUUCGUCCUCAUUUUCUUGAGGUUCUCCGGACCCCCGACUUUCGGAAUUGUAAGGCAGCUGAAGAAAUACGAGAACAGAUGAAACUUCUGAAGGAACUAUACAAAAAGAUCACUGCAGAAACAGUUUCCGUGAGUAAGAGUAAGAAUGUGGCAGAAGGCCAGCCCUUGUCAGGUGAAAACCAGGAUGAUCAGAAGCCGCAAGAGCAGCCCCAGGAUCUUAAGCCAACUACGGAGCAGCCUCAACAGGACAAGGCAUUUGCAACACCAUCUGAGAAUAAGUUCGUCUCAAGUGUUGCGUCUGAGAAGCGGGGAGAGAAGCGGGGAGCUGAUGAUGUUAAAAUUCAUGGGUCAUAUGUUAUUGGAGGAUCAGCUUUUGGCUGGAAUUACAUCACUUAUUUAGGCGAUGAUCCAGUCUAUUAUGGAGUAACCAAAGAAUCAUUUCGAAUAAGUAAUUCGUCGAAGUAAUUCCUUUGUUUUUUUUUUUUCGGUCGUUGUUGCUUUCACUCUUGGUACCAAUGUAUUCAACCCGGACCUUGAAAAUUUCUGGCACUCACCCCAUGUCAGUAGUGUGAGUUGUUCUCUACAAUGGUAUCUGGUAAUAAUAAUGGGCAUGGAGUGUUCUUGCAA